Dicentrarchus labrax (European seabass) is the source of this 1366-nucleotide messenger RNA. RefSeq names its product complement component 1, q subcomponent-like 3b (gene c1ql3b). The coding region runs from base 559 to 1359 and encodes 266 amino acids. Gene Ontology annotation, molecular function: protein binding. The record is from RefSeq and is a predicted model, not a curated record. Lineage: Eukaryota; Metazoa; Chordata; Actinopteri; Moronidae. The transcript is spliced from 2 exons.
AAAAGUAAUGCACACUGCGUUAAAACGAUGCUCAAAUGAUACAAACAAAUAAAAUAAAGUAGUCACGUUCCAGAGCAUCAAAGUUGCACCAGUGUUUGUAUGUGUUCCACUUUCUCUCCUCUCAUUGAAGAAAUGCAUAGAUUCUAUCCCAUCCAUCACCUCCACCCCUCCCCUCAGUAUCCAAACACAGAAGCGGCUAACGGCUCAUUUCUAGCCCAUUCUCUCCUGUGGCACCGUGGUGGGCAGAAAAUUGCGCAGCUGACUUUGUCCUGCACAACCACAUAACGCAGAUUGUGUAGUUUUUACUCUCAGAAAGUCUUUUGUUGUGUUUUUUUCUUCCAGUGAGAAGGUGGAGAUGAACCAGUUGAACGGAUGCUGCAGCGCGUAAAAGUUGUGGAUGGUUACUUUUGCGCAUAAACAUUUAAGGGACUAUUUUAUCUCCAAAAGUUGCUGUUUAAUACAAGAGCAGGUGAUUUUUUUCCCUCUGCAAAAAUAUCGCCCACAAGCAGGCUGGAAGACCAUCCACUCCGGAGAACACAGCGAAUCCGCAGAGCGCAGAUGAUCGCAACUGGUGUUUGUGGUGUCGCUCUGGUGCUGGUGUUGGUGGUUCUGAUCCCGGUCAUGGUGAACACCGCCGGGACACCUGCCCGCUACGAGAUGCUCGGAUCCUGUCAAAUGGUGUGCGACUCUCACGGGACCGCGGCCACGGCCACAGCCAAGGCAACCAACCCCAUCAAAGACAACCGUCUGGUUCAGUCGCUGCCGACGUUCAUCCAGGGUCCCCAAGGAGAGCCGGGGCGCGUCGGGAGGAUGGGUCCGAGGGGUCCGGGUGGCGAGCCAGGGCCACCUGGACCUGCUGGUCCCCCCGGAGAGAGAGGGGCGCCUGGCCCUCCGGGUCCACCGGGAGCACCCGGAGCAAAUGGGCCCACCGGUGCAAUCAGCGCUGCCACCUACAACACAAUCCCAAAGAUUGCGUUUUAUGCAGGACUGAAGAAGCAGCAUGAGGGAUAUGAAGUGCUGAAAUUCGACGACGUAGUCACAAAUCUUGGCAACCACUAUGAUCCCUCUUCAGGGAAAUUCACCUGCUCAAUACCGGGGAUUUACUUCUUUGUUUACCAUGUGCUGAUGCGAGGCGGAGAUGGAACCAGCAUGUGGGCCGAUCUCUGUAAAAACAGCCAGGUGAGAGCCAGUGCCAUCGCCCAGGACGCCGAUCAGAACUACGACUACGCCAGCAACAGUGUUGUCCUCCACCUCGAGCCCGGGGACGAGAUUUACAUCAAGCUGGACGGCGGAAAGGCGCACGGGGGCAACAACAACAAGUACAGCACCUUCUCCGGCUUCAUGUUGUACGCUGAUUGAAACACGG